Vespula vulgaris is the source of this 10327-nucleotide messenger RNA. RefSeq names its product liprin-alpha-1 (gene Liprin-alpha). The record is from RefSeq and is a predicted model, not a curated record. Gene Ontology annotation, molecular function: protein binding. The transcript is spliced from 22 exons. Gene Ontology annotation, biological process: synapse organization. The coding region runs from base 2371 to 6204 and encodes 1277 amino acids. Gene Ontology annotation, cellular component: presynaptic active zone. NCBI's taxonomy places the organism in Eukaryota, Metazoa, Arthropoda, Insecta, Hymenoptera, Vespidae.
AAAUUGGCUUAAAGAGAGAGAGAGAGAGAGAGAGAGAGAAAGAGAAAGAGAGGGAGAGAGGAAGAGAGAGAGAGAGAGAGAGAGAGUGAGAGAGAAACAGACAGACAGUAAGAGAAAGAAAGAAAGAGAGAGAGAAAGAAUGAGUAAGCAAGAGAGAGAGAAAGAAAGAGAGAGAGCGCGGGAGGGGAAGAAUAAUUGGAAUCGAGCGGCGUAGGUGUGUCAGUGUUCGGCUUUCCCCGCGAUAAUGCUGUUGUCAUCGAGAUGCCGAGAUUCACACGUAGACUCGCGCGACUCCCAGUGUCCUGAGUCGCGAUCACGACUUAUAUUCCUUCGAGCCUCUCUUGGAUGGUGAAUAAAAUAAACGAUACGAAAAACUACGAAAGACUGACCGAUAGAAAGAAAGAAAGAAAGAAAGAGAAAAAGCACUCGACGUACAUCUCGUGCUCUAUCACAGGAAGAUUACAAGAGGAACGAGAGUGUUCGCAAUCUUUUCUCUAUCACUCUCGGUUUCUUUCUCCUUCGUUUCUUGUCUCUACCGAACAAUCGUAACGGCAAGCAUAUCGCGAAUAUUGGUUUCUAGAAGAGAAAAAACGAAUUUCUGUUCAUCUUUCUCUCUCUCUCUCUCCCUCCUUCCCUCUCUCUCUCUCUCUCUCUCUCUGUCUUUUUCUUUCUCUUUCUCUCUCUCCUUCUUUCUUAUAUCAAUCGGUUUUCAUUUUGGCGAAAUAUAUAUGCAAAAAAACUUGUCUGAAUGAAACCGAAACAAAGAGGAGGGAAAAAGGGCAAAAUAAUUGCUUGCCUUCCCUUAAAUUUUGAUUAUUACUAUCGCCGUGCUUUCUGUUCUGGGCUAAGGUCCUCGUUGAUUGGACGUCAACAGAAACUGAGAGGGAAGGAAAGUGAGAGAGAAAGAGAUAUCGAACUUGGUACUGUCGAAUGGCACAGGAGUAAAAUAGUAGUAGCGCAACGAUUUAGUGAAUAAAAAGUGGGAGGAGUGAAGAAGUGCACAGAUGAAAGAGGGGAAACACGACGGUGGCCGGUGCUCUGUAAGGUUUUUCGCGGUGUAGAAGUGUACUCAACCGUUCUUAUUCGUCGCGUUUACUUUUGUGCGAUCGAUUCGAACGAAGAGAGAACGAACCAUAACGUAUCUCGAUCUCGAGUGGUCCAAUUCUGUUAUAGUUCAUUUUUAUGAUUGUGAGAAAGAAGAAAGUAGUGAAGGAAGAAGAGAAGUCGGAUGUACAACGAACAAGGGUGAAAGGAAAAGAGAAAGAAAAGUAUUCGGUGUCCCUGUAUAUAUCGGACAUGAGCACGACUCUUCGUGUUCGUUCGUUGUUAUUGUCGCCGUCGUCAUCGUCAUUAUCGUUAUCAUUAUCAUCGUCAUCAUCAUUAUCACCGGGAUAUAAGGUGCAGUCGAUUCGUUCAUCAUCGGUAGAAGAUCGUUUCAACGAAAACCAUCAAGCAGCCGGUCGUUGCUUUCUGUGAAACGAACGUCGAGCGUCGACAAACUCUACGACAGCGUUAAGCUUCACAAAUACGACGUCAGAGGGCCGGCGAUACGCGACUUCCGUGCGUGUCUCGUCGCGCUCCGCCUAUCAGUUACCGUCGCUAGUUCCGCGAGAGAGGACUACGUCCUCUUCUCUUUUUCAUAUUUUACAACUUUUCCUUUUCUUUUUUUUUUUUUCUUUUUUGAAUGUCGUUCAAUUUGGUCGAUCCAACGAAAACUCGCGGACGAAGGAAGCGAAGACCAAGGAAAAUGAUUAAGUGAGAGGAGGAGAAAGAAGAAGGAGAAGGAGAAGCAGAAGAAGAAGAAGAAGAAGAAGAAGAAGAAGAAGAAAGAAGUAGAAGACGACGACGUACGGUAGAGCGAAGUAGUGUACGUGUGUGUGUAUGUGAGUGAGAAAGAGAGGAAGAAAAAGUGAAAGAGAAAAAAGCAGGCAAUAUAUAUCCCUUCGUUUCUCUACGUCACUACUCUCUUUCUCUCUCUCUCUCUCUCUUUCUUUCUCUCUCUCUUUAUCUAUCUAUCUAUCUAUCUAUUUAUCUAUCUAUGUAUAUAUCUCUAUCUCUCUUUUUUUGCUGUCUCUCGCUCUCGCGCACGUGUGUCCUUUAUAAAGUGUAGUGUCGUGUGUGUUUCGUUCGUAUACACCCUACUGACCGAUCGUUGCCGUCGCCUCCGUCGCCGUCGUCAUCGUCGUCGUCGUCGUCGUCGUCGUCAUUGUUAUUGUCGUUGCCGUCGUCAUCGUCAUCGUCAUCGUCAUCGUUAUUCGUCUUUUUGCGCGCUAAAGUGGUCAGAAUUUUCGGGCGUGUGAGCGAAGAGAAAGAGAGAAGAAAGGAGGUGGGGAGGUGGGAGAGAAGUGAAAAAGAAAUAGCGACAUCAAAAUGUGGAGUGCGAUGUGUGACGUGAUGCCAACGAUCGCGGAGGACAGUAUCAGUCAAAGAAGUUCGCAGUUCUCUGGCGAGGACGCGAACUUCGAACAAUUAAUGGUUUCGAUGUUGGACGAAAGGGACAAACUAAUGGAUUCGUUGCGCGAAUGUCAGGAACGAGUACAGGAGGCCGAGACCAGAGUGAGGGAGCUUGAGAAGGAACGGGAUUCGCUCAAUCGUCAAAUUUAUGCCAACAUUCCGCAGGAACUAUCACAAUUGACAAAGGAAUUAGCAGCAGCGCGUGAAAACAUUUUACAGAGAGAAGAAGAAAUAUCAGAAUUGAAAGCAGAACGGAACAACACACGUCUUCUACUGGAACAUCUUGAAUGUUUGGUUUCUCGACACGAACGAUCGCUGAGGAUGACGGUCGUAAAACGUCAAGCCGCGGCACAAUCGGGCGUGUCGUCGGAAGUUGAAGUACUAAAAGCUUUAAAGAGUUUGUUCGAACAUCAUAAAGCUUUGGACGAGAAGGUACGCGAACGAUUGCGCGUAGCUCUCGAAAGGAAUACGAGCCUUGAGGAGGAAUUGGCCCAUACCAAAGAAGAGCUCCAACAGUAUAAAGUAAGUGGAAUUACGCCUAAAGCCAUAGACGACAAACCUAAAGAAAAUGGUCAAACGGAUGAUGGUCAACAACAAAACAAGAAUGAGACUGAGCAGGCUGAAAGUCAGCAGGAGCCACAACAGCAGCUUCAACAGCAACUACAGCAGCAGCAGCAGCAACACGCAAUACAAAAGCUAGGUACAGAGAAGCCAACAGAGAUAGCAAGCAGAUUGAGCAAUGGCAGUCUUGAUCCAUCCGACCAGGAUUCGGCAGUACGAGUAAUAGACUUGCAAGCCACUCUUGAUAAGCAGAGUACUGAGUUAAGUACGUGGCAACGGCGUGUAGCAGAAUUAAGCGGACGAGUUGCAGAAUUAGAAGAAACACUCUGUAAAAGCCAAAAGGAUCUUAUAAAAACUCAGGAAAAUAAUGUUAAGUUGCAAAGAGAUCUGCGUGAAAAUGCUGCACAGAAAGAGGACCAAGAAGAAAGGAUUGCAACUCUUGAGAAACGUUAUCUUAAUGCUCAACGGGAAUCAACUAGCUUACAUGAUCUCAAUGAGAAAUUAGAACAGGAGCUUCAACAUAAAAAAGCUCAAUUAAAGCUUCAAGAAGAAAAGAUAGCAGCUAUACAAGAAAAAUUGGAACUUGCAGAACAAAAAUUAACCCAAUAUGCUAAGUUACCUGAAAUGGAAGAACAAUUGAAGCAGAGGAUGGAGGCUCUGACCCAGGUGAGGAGGCCCAACCAGGCCCAGGAGAGGCAUGGUAGUGCAGAAGAUAGAAUACAAAGGUUAGAAGCACAAUUAGAAGAGAAGAAUGCAGAAGUAAUGCGUGUUAAUCAACGACUUAAGAUGAAUGAAGAACAUAAUACUCGAUUAAGUGCAACAGUUGAUAAACUUUUAUCUGAAUCUAAUGACAGGCUACAGACACAUUUAACAGAAAGAAUGGAAGCAAUAGAAGAAAAGAAUGCGAUAACGCAGGAACUUGAAAAGACGAGGAAAAUAGCUGAAGAUUUACAAAAUGAAAAGGCAGAUAUUGUUAAAGAGCUAGGAAAAGCACGUCUCGAAAUUGAUAAUGUAAAGAGACAAAUGCUGCAGCAAGAAAUUGCUUUUAAUAUUCAACAAACGGAUGCAUUGACUAGAAGUCUUUCUCCUAAUGCUGUGGAUCCUGGCUCAUUUUCGAGAAGUGCAAGUCAUAGUAGUUUUGACACACACUCAUUGCCUAGAAGAGGAGGCAAAAGAGCUGCAAUAGAAGAGGAUGCUUCAAAGAAUUAUGUAGUACGUACUCUUGCAGAACAAGAAUGGGAAAAACUUCAACAAGCUCAUGUUCUAGCAAAUGUACAGCAAGCAUUUGAUGUCUCCAGUGACGCUGAAGGUGACGGUGAUAAUGAAAGUAUCUUUAGUUGUUCGGCAGAGGUAAUUAGUCCAGCGGGACACACCGAUGCUCAAACACUUGCGCUGAUGUUACAAGAACAAUUAGAUGCUAUCAAUAAUGAGAUUAGAUUAAUUCAGGAAGAAAAACAGAACACCGAAGCACGAGCAGAAGAAUUAGAAUCUCGAGUAGGUAGCUUUGAACAUAUGAAUUUAUUAGCAAGAGGACGCAGUCUCGAGCGAGCGUCACCUCCAUUAAGUGGUCGUUCUACACCAAAAUCACAUCAUAGCCCUAACAGAGAUUAUUUACACAAAUAUCACACAGCACCAGCAUCAAUGUCUCCUGCUCAUUUACAUCAGUAUGCUGCAUCCCUUGCUAGUCCUGGACAACUUUCAGAAUCACUUCCUGCAAGCCAGUUGCAGUUGUCUGGAGAAGAACUGCACUCAGUGAGCGAAAGAGAUAGCGUCGGUGGUGUUGGAAGUGCUAGCAGCGAUGCCGCUUCCCCAUUGACAGCCAGAUCACUUAGAUUAGAGCGUGUUGUGCAAGCACUUGCUCAUAGCCAGGAAGAGCUAAGAAGACGUACUGGACAAACAGGAUUUCCCAGCAGUGGCUUUUCCCCACACAGCAGGCAUGGACAACAUAGCAACGGCGCACUCAAUUCUGGGACUCCUCCUUCCCCAUUGUCCUCACGCCACAGUAGCCAGGACAGUUUACACAAGAACAAUCUAUCCAGUGUUGGACUACCUAUUGGACAAUUAUCGAGUUCGCAUCUGCACAUGCAAACAACCAUGAGUCCAGCAACAGCAGCUGCAGUAGCAGCAGCUCAGAAGAAAAAAGGCAUAAAGAGCAGUCUUGGCAGGUUCUUCAGUAAAAAAGAAAAGAUAAAGGGAAAAGAUACAACGAUGCCUGGAGAUGUACCUGGUAUGGGAGGUGCGAGUACACCUGCAGAUCCUGAUUAUGGAGAUAGCGUCUCUGUGGCAGGAACAUUAGGGAGCAAGAGUGAUUUUGAUCGAAGAAAAAAGAAAAGUCCCAGUAUGUUUGGUAGUAUGCUGGAUUCUUCACGACAUGAGCUAUUGGCCGAAGCAAUGAAAGCUGGGACACCUUUUGCUCUUUGGAACGGACCAACCGUCGUUGCUUGGCUGGAGCUUUGGGUUGGCAUGCCUACCUGGUACGUUGCGGCAUGUCGAGCUAAUGUCAAAAGUGGUGCUAUAAUGAGUGCACUGAGUGACACCGAAAUACAACGUGAGAUCGGUAUCAGUAACUCUUUGCACCGACUGAAAUUGAGACUAGCUAUCCAAGAAAUGGUGUCACUUACAAGUCCAUCCGCACCUAAAACUUCUCGCACAACAUUAGCUUUUGGAGAUAUGAAUCACGAAUGGAUAGGAAAUGUAUGGUUGCCGAGUCUUGGAUUACCCCAAUAUCGAUCCACUUUCAUGGAGUGCCUUGUCGACGCUAGAAUGUUGGAUCAUCUCACUAAAAAAGAUCUGCGUGGUCAACUUAGGAUGAUUGAUAGUUUUCAUAGGACAAGUUUACAGUAUGGGAUUUCGUGUUUGAAGAGAUUAAAUUAUGACAGACAACAGUUAGAAGAAAGAAGAAGAAUGGCAGAAGGAGCUAAUGUAGAUGUUCUUGUGUGGAGUAACGAUCGAGUCAUACGAUGGGUACAGUCGAUCGGUCUAAAGGAAUAUGGAAACCAUCUCUUAGAAUCUGGAGUACAUGGUGCCCUAAUUGCUUUGGAUGAAAGUUUUGAUGCAAAUAGUUUUGCUCUCGCUUUGCAAAUUCCUACACAAAAUACACAGGCAAGGCAACUUUUAGAAAUGGAAUUUGCAAAUUUAUUAACGGUAGGAACAGAGAGGCGACCGGACGUUUCUAAUAUGAAAUCCUGAUCCAACUCGUCAAACAGAUUGCCCCAUCUUCAACCCCAUCAUGUCUAGUCGAGAACCCCAGCUAUUACUACUGUCUGUACGCAAGUGUGUUGUAAAAGUUGUAAGAGCUUUAAGUAUCAUCCUAAAGAUAUCUUCGUACUGUUACGCCAUGUGGCACGCGGUAAUGAUAUACAUACAUGCGUGAACGUAAAAUUGUAACGUAAAAACGAUUGUAUUUAUUGUAUGCUCAGAACUGAGCUCUUAAAUGUUUCCUUCAUUUGUAUGAUCGCACAUUUAAUGAUGUUCCGCGUGCCAUAUACUUUGACAAGAAAUACCUACGCGUAAAUUAUUUUCUUAUAGAUACUGAAAUGUAGGAGGUGGUCAUGUGUCGCAACUGCAUUCAAAGGAAUUGCAGUAUAUCUCCUCGAAGGCCAAAAUAUGAGUUGAACACAAUCACGACAAUAAAUCCGCCUCAUUUGACUUGUUAUGUUUUUACGGGUAACAGAUCAAUUGUAGUUUAGUAAAAUAUUGUUACAUGGCACUUUAGAUAUUCUACUACGACUAUUGCACUCUUCUUGUAUUAUAUCGUGUACUUAUAUAAUAAUUCUGCAUAUAAAAGCGGCUUAUGUUGUCGUUGCAACUAGCACAAAAUGAAUGGUUAAAAGAAAUUCACAAUGAUGCAGUAUACACUCGGGGAAUCGUUAAUAUUUUAUAUACAAAGACGGGGACUGCAUUCUAUGUUUCUGUGUCUGUAAGAGGGCAAUGAUGAGCCGACAAAGUCUAUGUGUAUUUUACUUUUCACAAAUGGAACUUAGAGUAUUCGUUCUUCUUUUUUCUUAUUUCAAUGAAUUUUGAGUGUUGUAGAGUCACGUAUAUAAUAAAAAACACUAAGUAUUAUAAAUGAAAUUCAGCAAGCAACUAUUGCAAAUAAGAAAAAAUCUUAUUGAAAGAAAUGCAAUUACAUAGACGCGUUUAAGAAGCUAGCCUGUUAAGAAAGACUUAUGAACAGACAUUUUAUACCAAAAUAUGUGCGCAAUGUAUAGCUAAAUGUUUAAAACGUUAUUAGGUAUCCUAAUAUGAAACGACGUUUAAUGUUAAUUUAUAAUUGUCCUAUCAAGGGACCGUAUGUUAUCGCUUUCAGGUGCAUACCAGUAAUAAAAAUGUGCAUAUAUAUCAGUAAAAAUGAUCGUAAUGAUGAAGAAAUUGUAUCUUGAUUUUUUGAUGCUUUACAAAGAAAUUAUUUUAUUUUAUUUACUUAAGUCGCGUUACUAAACCUUUCGAACGUUUCUUUUACUACUAUUAUUACUACUACCUAUAUUACUACUAUUACUAGUACUAAUAUUACUAUUACUAUUAUUAUUACACUACUACUAUUAUUAUUAUUACUAUUACUACUAUUAUAUUACUACUACUAUUACUGCUACUACUACACACUACUACUACACUACUACUACUGCUACUACUGCUACUACUACUACUACUACUACUACUACUACUACUACUACUACUACUACUACUGCUACUACUACUACUACUACCACUACUACUACUACUACUACUGCUACUCCUACUACUCCUACUAUUACUACUACUACUACUACUACCACUACUACCACUACUACUACUAUUAUUACUACUACUACUACUGCUACUACUACACUACUACUACUACUACUAUUACUACUACUACAACUGUUACUACUACUACUACUACUGUUACUACUACUACUACUACUACUACUACUACUACUACUACUACUACUACUACUACUGUGUGUUACAUCGGUAGCAAAAGGAUCCACGACGCAAGCAUAAUUACAUACAUAAAAAAAGAGACUUAGAUGAAAUAUACAGGGAGAAAUGAUUGGAGUCAAUGGCAGUAUAAACUAUACCGACAGUGCUAGUGAAAUUGCUAAUAACAGUAAUAAUGCAGAAGACAAUGAUUACGACGAUAAUAAUAAUUAUCAAUAAAACCUUUAAGAUGCUAAAGAGGGUGGCAAAAGACUGAGAGACAAAGACAGCGACUGUAAAGUGACAAAUUGAUCAUGAUAAAGACGAUCGCAAUGAUGACAAGUUAUAAUGGUGAUGUUGUUAAUGUUGUUGAUAAUUGAGGAAUCGUUGUUAAUGUUUGUUUCCCUGUGAAGUAUCCCAUGCAAGCUGUUCAUUCGUUGUAGUUCCAUAGCUCUGCACGAUCUUCCGAAGGGGCGUUCACGUUAUCAAAUAAUUUCUGCCAAAGACGUGUGUGACGCGAUGCUUUUAUAAUAAUUAAAUAUGAGCGCUUAAACGGCAGUGCCCCAAUUGCGUGCAGAUGCGUGAAUGUGAUACACACGUUUUGUACGUUCAAUUGUACAAAUUCAUUGCGCAUCGCCAAGUUGUCUUUUCUUUUAGCAUUACCAGUCAAUUCAUCCACUUCUAUAAUGGUGAAAAGGACUCGCUAAAGCCAAAGCAAUGCUACGCUACCUCUGUGCUAAAGUGCUCUGGUAGUUCUCUUUUUUUUUCAAAUUGCCAUCGAUGCAGUUUUAUUUUAUUUGAAAAAUUAACAUAAUGGAUUAUUAAAUGAUGCACCAGAUUAACAUGGUUCAGAUUGUUUAGUUAAUUUUUCAAAGAAUGCGAUAGAAAUAUUUUCUAUCAAAGCUUCGUAUGUGUAUGUGUAUGUAUGUGUGUGUAUAUAUAGAUAUAUAUAUAUAUAUAUGUAUGUAUAUGUAUAUAUAUAUAUACCGCUUUACUUGUACAAUAAUUAUCUUGUUAUUUGCAGAAUUUAUAAAGUAUUUUAUUAAUUCUCGUCGCUCUAAAAUCAACUAACUUUAGUUUGAUUGCAAAAGAAAAUGUUUAAAGAGAGAGCAUCUUUAUCAAAGUAACGUAAUUACAUUUAUUGUUACGGAAUAUAUUAAGAGAGUGUAUAGACUUAAUUUAUAUAAAUAUACAGUCAUGUAAAAUUGAUAAUCUGCGCCUUUUGAAAGAACAUGGCCGUCUCUCCCUUUCGGAAGAGUCGUAGCAGUACUUGUAAAUGACUGAACUUAUUUGUAAUGUAUGCUAGUUAAUAAUAACUAUUUAUAGACAUUCCAACGCGAGGACCUUCCAACCAUUCAUAAUCCCAUAUGUGUAUGUACAUCAUGGAUCAGUAUGUAGCAGCUUUGACGCCUUCUAUGUAUCUAAGUAUAAAUAUACAUAUAGGUACGAGAAAAACACAUUUCUCAAUCCAACCUCCGACUGAUUGGUGUCGAAUAGAGCUUGCUUAAUCAGAAGCAUAAUCGAAUAUUUAAAAAACAAUCAUUAAAGAUUGAUUCAAUGUAUAUAAUGUUUUUACCGAGAAUUUCACAAAUUUUAUUGUAUUAUUUAUUAUGAUUUGUAUAAAGUAUAUUAUACAUGUAUGUUUGAUUUAUAUAUAUAUAUAUAUAUAUAUAUAUAUAUAUAUAUAUACACAUACAUAUACACACACAUAAUGUUUAUACGUAAAUGAACAAACAUUUCUCAUUUGUGUCCACUUUAAAAUUAAUGUAAUAUGAAUAUUGUAUUCCGUCGAUUAAUUUGUAUAACAAAUAUUCUUCUGUUAAAAAUUGAAAUACUUAAGGAUUCUCGGUAAAAGUGUAACUUUUUAUUUUUCGUCUAUCGAUAUAUACAUAUCAUGUGGUUAUUUAUAAUAGAUGCGAUAGCGAAUUUGAUAUAUAUCUUGUAUAUCCAAUUACUCAUAUUUUUAUUUAUCAUUUACAUUUUAAUCUUUUUCAAUUUGGACAACAAUGAAAAUGCCGGUAGAAACAUAUAUAUAUAUAUAUUCAUAGAUAAAUUUGUGCCGUGAUUAACUGUAUUCUAAUGUUAUAUAUUACUUCCAUAUAUAUCUUUCUGUUGUAUAUUCUUCCUUAUGCUCAAUUCGGCCAAACUGACGGAAAGGCAAAACGUUAUCUCGGACUUUUGUACAACACGUCGCGAAUAACGGCUAAUUAAUUGUACAUAUUUGUGUGCGUGUAUGCGCGCGUGCGUGUGCCUCUGUUCUCGUGUAUGUGUGUGCGUGUGUGUAUAUAUACAACCUUAUCCUGUGUAUAUAUGAAUUAUUUAUUAACGAGAAUCUGUAAGUUUUGAGCAUUUCAUAAUGUGUCAUGUGUAGUGAAUUAUGUCAUUGCAUUACAACCAGAUAUGUAUCAUUAAA